Molecule: messenger RNA, 1806 nt
Organism: Arabidopsis arenosa
Lineage: Eukaryota; Viridiplantae; Streptophyta; Magnoliopsida; Brassicales; Brassicaceae
Source: the annotation of a GenBank genome assembly
CGCAAGAACCUCGAUUUCAUUCUUCUUGUUACCUCUAAGCACUCUCUUUCUCUCCCUCUCUCUCUCUCUUGUGGUCGGAGAAUGGAGAAGGAUAAUGACUUCACGGAUCCGUUUCUGGCGACAACUGAGGAGGAGGAGCUCGACCCGAUGACCCAAAAAGCAUUGAUGGAUUAUCUUGGAGUCGGAAGCAGAGCAUCUUCCCUUGUCUCCUUCUCCUCUACAGCCGUCGAUAUCCCUCCAAUCUCCGGCGUUGGAGACUUUGUCAGAGAGUUUAGAAUUGAGUCUAAAAAGCUAUGGAAACUAGCAGGCCCUGCCAUUUUUACAUCGAUGAGCCAGUACUCUCUUGGAGCCGUUACUCAAGUUUUCGCCGGACAUAUUAGCACUAUUGCUCUCGCAGCCGUCUCCAUUGAGAACUCCGUCAUCGCCGGCUUCUCCUUCGGUAUCAUGCUUGGAAUGGGAAGUGCGUUGGAAACGCUAUGCGGACAAGCGUUUGGAGCAGGGAAAGUAUCAAUGCUAGGCGUUUACUUACAACGCUCGUGGGUUAUUCUAAGCAUAACCGCUCUCUUCCUUUCUCUAAUCUAUAUCUUCGCGGCUCCAAUCCUAACCUUUAUAGGUCAAACCGCUGCAAUCUCGGCUAUGGCAGGGAUUUUCUCCAUUUACAUGAUCCCACAAAUAUUUGCAUACGCUAUCAACUUCCCAUCGGCAAAGUUUUUGCAAUCGCAAAGCAAGAUCAUGGUCAUGGCAGGAAUCUCCGGUGUGGUUCUUGUGAUUCAUAGUUUCCUCACGUGGCUAGUCAUGUCUAAGUUCCAUUGGGGACUUCCUGGUUUAGCUUUAGUGCUUAACACGUCGUGGUGGUUCAUCGUUGUGGCACAACUUGUGUAUAUCUUUAAUGGUACGUGUGGAGAGGCUUGGUCUGGAUUUACGUGGGAGGCUUUUCACAAUUUGUGGGGGUUUGUUAAAUUGUCUUUGGCUUCUGCUGUCAUGCUCUGUUUGGAGAUUUGGUAUUUUAUGGCACUCGUAUUAUUUGCUGGAUAUUUGAAGAAUGCUGAAGUCUCCGUAGCUGCACUCUCCAUAUGCAUGAACAUUUUGGGAUGGGCAGCUAUGGUUUCAGUUGGGACAAACGCAGCAGUAAGUGUGAGAGUGUCAAAUGAGCUUGGAGCUAGCCACCCAAGAACGGCUAAGUUUUCUCUAGUUGUGGCGGUGAUAUUAUCGACAACGAUCGGGAUGGUUAUAGCGGCUGGCCUACUAUUCUUCCGAAACGAGUACCCUGUUUUGUUUGUGGAAGAUGAAGUAGUUAGAAAUGUGGUUAGAGAACUCACGCCAAUGCUUGCCUUCUGCAUUGUCAUCAACAAUGUUCAACCUGUACUGUCUGGAGUGGCUGUGGGAGCGGGAUGGCAAGCGGUUGUAGCUUAUGUGAACAUAGCAUGCUACUACUUGUUCGGAGUCCCAUUUGGUCUAUUGUUGGGAUUUAAGCUUGAAUAUGGAGUAAUGGGAAUUUGGUGGGGGAUGAUGACGGGAACUUUUGUUCAGUCGAUAGUCCUGACUUGGAUGAUCUGCAAAACCAAUUGGGAGAAAGAGGCUGCAAUGGCAGAGGAAAGGAUUAGAGAAUGGGGAGGAGUACCAGAGAAAGAGACUCUUUUGAACUAAAAAGAGAUUUUACUUCAAGACAUGUUAAGGAGUCUUUCAAAUCACAUUUUUGUAUACGAACCUUAAAGGAAAUUUGGUUCUCUUUUUCUUAAAAAACUGUAACUUGUUAUGUCAUCAAACGCUGACAAGAUAUGUUAUCUAUAAACAUUAUUGACUUUU